AUGACUCAUGUACCAGUUUAAUUGUUUGACCUUAUUAUUUUCCGAACGAUUUUGCGUCUUGUGGAAAAGUAUCGAAAUUCGAAAUAUGUGAUAAUUGAUAUAUCGGAAUUGAUUGUAAAGUUGGAAUUUUAUGUUAAAAGAUAAGUACAUUUGUGAAAAACUUAGAUAUUCUAUAGGAUACCAGUGUAUGUAAAUAUACUAUGCAGGGUGUGAUCGGGCUUUUAGUUGGCGUUGCAGCAGUAUUUGCGUUUUCUGCAAGCGGAUGGCUUUACUCGCCAGAUGAGAAAGUGUCGGUUAUUGAAGCCAGAAAUCUAGUCAACAAAUUGGUGGAACAGAAUUUCGAAUAUUAUAACCAAAGAGCUAUCAGAAAACAGAUAACGGAAUGUCUCAGGGACAGUUAUCAAUAUCUAGCUAUGAGUAUGUAUUUCGACCAAGCAGAAGUAGCACUUCCAGGUUUCCAUAAGUUGUUUAAAGAAUAUUCUGACAGAGAGAUGUCAAAUGCUGUAAAAUUGAUGACAUAUAUGAACCUAAGAGAAGGGUCAAAUAAGUUUAUAGGAAUCCCUGAACCAAAAAUUUCCUAUGAAUGGCAUGAUGGAGAAACAGCAUUAAUUUCAGCUUUAAGAAUGGAACAUAAAGCUAAUACCAAGUUCCAAACAAUAAUACAACUAGCAUUGGAAAAGCAUGAUCCACAUCUAAAACAGUUUAUAGAAGACAACUUCCUGGACCAAAAAGUUAAAGUUAUUAAAGAACUCGGAGAUAAAGUAACACAGCUUGGAAAAUACAGUUCAGAAGGGAAAGGACUUGGGUUACAAAUGUUUGACAACACUUUACUUUAAUCUCUUGUGCGCUAUUCAGUGUAAUACAUACAAAAAACUGUGAUAUUAUCUCUAUGGAGAUUUGGUGUGUACUCAAAUGAAUAAAUUGAAUCAAAUUAU
Molecule: messenger RNA, 935 nt
Organism: Mytilus trossulus (common blue mussel)
Lineage: Eukaryota; Metazoa; Mollusca; Bivalvia; Mytilida; Mytilidae
Product: ferritin heavy chain-like
Exons: 5
Coding region: 201-836 (211 amino acids)
Biological process (GO): intracellular iron ion homeostasis; iron ion transport
Cellular component (GO): cytoplasm
Molecular function (GO): ferrous iron binding; ferric iron binding
Source: RefSeq, a predicted model, not a curated record